Messenger RNA from Nematolebias whitei (Rio pearlfish), 951 nucleotides. It is a transcript of the gene upp1, whose product is annotated as uridine phosphorylase 1. Gene Ontology annotation, biological process: uridine catabolic process; nucleotide catabolic process. Gene Ontology annotation, molecular function: uridine phosphorylase activity. Gene Ontology annotation, cellular component: cytosol; cytoplasm. The coding region runs from base 1 to 927 and encodes 308 amino acids. The transcript is spliced from 7 exons. The record is from RefSeq and is a predicted model, not a curated record. NCBI's taxonomy places the organism in Eukaryota, Metazoa, Chordata, Actinopteri, Cyprinodontiformes, Rivulidae.
AUGGAGCACAAGUCAAACUGCAGCAGCCUGGUUCAUGUCCGCAACCCACAUCUGGAUACCCUGAAAGAGGACUUCCUGUACCACUUCAGUCUGGGAACUGGAACACAUAACCUGCCAGAGAUGUUUGGGGACGUCAAAUUUGUGUGCGUUGGGGGCAGCCCUUGGAGAAUGAAGUCAUUCAUUCAGUACGUCGCUGCUGAGCUCGCUUUGGAAGACCCCAGUUUAGAUUAUCCAAAUAUCUGUGCUGGAACGGAUCGUUACGCCAUGUACAAAGUUGGCCCUGUGCUCUCUGUUAGUCAUGGGAUGGGCAUCCCGUCGAUUGCCAUAAUGUUGCAUGAGCUCAUAAAACUCCUCCAUUACUCACAUUGCACGGAUGUUACAAUAAUACGCAUUGGAACAUCAGGGGGAAUAGGACUUGAGCCCGGCACGGUUGUUGUUACCAAACAGUCGGUGGAUGCCACCUUCCAGCCCAGGUUUGAGCAGGUGACUCUGGGGAAGACAGUGGUGCGCAACACCGAUCUUGACCCGAGCCUGGCCGAGGAGCUGCUGCAGUGCAGCAAAGAGCUUGGCCAGUUUGAGACGGUCAUCGGUAACACCAUGUGCACACUGGAUUUUUAUGAAGGUCAAGCCCGUUUGGACGGUGCUUUCUGCUCCUACACUGAGGAGGAUAAACACGCCUACCUCACUAAAGCUAGAGAAGCAGGAGUCUACAACAUAGAAAUGGAGUCUUCGGUUUUCGCAGCCAUGUGCAACCUGAGUGGUCUGCGAGCGGCCGUCGUUUGCGUGACAUUACUGGAUCGACUGAAGGGAGAUCAGCUGAGCAGCUCUCACGAAGUUCUUCACAAUUACCAACUACGUCCUCAGAUGCUAGUGGGUUACUACAUCAAGAAGCAGUUAAAGGUCAAAUCAGAACACGCAGCUAAAUGAUGUAAGCAAACAUUCCCAGGUUAU